This is a messenger RNA of Tricharina praecox, 2086 nucleotides long. RefSeq names its product major facilitator superfamily domain-containing protein. Gene Ontology annotation, biological process: spermidine transport; spermine transport; transmembrane transport. Bases 453 to 1967 code for a protein of 504 amino acids. The transcript has 5 exons. The record is from RefSeq and is a predicted model, not a curated record. NCBI's taxonomy places the organism in Eukaryota, Fungi, Ascomycota, Pezizomycetes, Pezizales, Pyronemataceae. Gene Ontology annotation, molecular function: spermidine transmembrane transporter activity; spermine transmembrane transporter activity.
CUCGAAUUCCACCCACCCACGUCCACAACUAGCCCAUAGUUAGGCACGGCUGGAAGGGAGAUGAACGAUUACCGGCCGUGAACCGUCUUUCCCAUUGGGGCGUAGCUGCACCGCGCCCUCGAGCCAACCGGCGCAAAGUCCCGCUUUCGGAACACUACGCGAACCCAGCUCUCGGGAUCUUCCCCAGAUCCAGAACACAUCCGAACGCCACCCACCUUGACCACCUCCACGACCACCACCUCCCUCCCUAAAAGCAAAAUGGCAUGCAAAUCAAAAAACGGGAACCACACACCCCCUUCUGCGAGGGCCAGAGUUCAAUACAUAGCGGCCCUUGGCCCCCCCACCCCCCGGCUGAAAUUAUUGAGACUGCGACGGCAACAAAGGGUCACAUCUUGAGUUCGAAGUCCGGCCGUAACGACCACGACCACAGCAAAAGACGAUAAACAGCAAUCAUGAGCUCAAAGGCUACCACCAUCGUAGACGCGGACGACGGUGCGCUCUCGGUCUCCCCCUCGGCCAUCGAUCUCGAGGCAACUACUGUCCGGGGCUCGAACGAUGAUAGCUCGACAUCCCAUGCGAAGGUCGCCGUCGGCCUCGACUGGGACUGUCCUGAGGAUCCCGAUAAUCCGUGGAACUGGCCAAUGCGAAAGCGAUGGUUCGGGACCAUCGUUCCUGGUGCUCUGUGUUUGCUCGUUACAUUUACAUCCUCCGUCUACGCAGCAGGCGUCUAUGAAGUCUCCGAAGAAUUUAACGUGUCCAUCACCACCGCGCUGCUGGGUGUGUCGAUGUACGUGGUCGGUCUCGGGCUCGGGCCCAUGUUCUCGGCGCCGUUGUCCGAAGUCUUCGGGCGGAAGAUGGUAUACUUUGUCAACCUGCCCAUAUUCAUGCUCUUCUCGAUGGGCGCCGGCUUUGCCAGGAACAUGGAGACGCUUGCCGUGUGCCGAACCUUCGCGGGCAUUUUCGGUGGUCCUGCCCUCGCGGUCUCGGCAGGCUCGUUUGUCGAUAUUUGGGAUCUCAAGACCUCGGGCUCGGCGGUGACGGUGCAGGCUUUCGCAACGUUCAUGGGACCAGCACUCGGCCCCGUCGUGGGAGGCUACCUCGUCGACGGCAUGGGCUGGCGCUGGACCAUGUGGAUCGUCACCAUUGGCGGCGCUGCGCUCCUCCUCCCCCUGGCUCUACUCGAGGAAUCAUACAAGCCGGUAAUCCUCAAACGUCGAGCACUCGCGCGGGGGCAAACCCUGCCGCCCAAACUGGACCCCAAGACGGCAUUGAAAAUGAUCUUCACCAUCACCCUUGCGCGGCCCACCCUGAUGCUAUUCAAAGAGCCGAUCGUGCAAGCCGUAGCGCUAUACUCCUCCUUCGCGUUCGCAGUGCUCUUCGGCUUCUUCGAGGCGUACCCCUUCGUGUUCCAGCGCGAGUACGGGAUGAACCUUGGCGAGACCGGCCUGUGCUUCUUGGGCAUUGCGGUAGGUUUGUGUCUGGGCUGUAUCAUAUACCUUAUCCAAGACAGGAUCUUCUACGUCCCCGCACAUCGCGCACACCAUGGCUCCCCGCCCCCGGAGAUUCGAUUGAUCCCCGCCAUGAUCGGAUCUGGGCUCAUGCCCGUCGGCCUGUUCUGGUUCGCCUGGACCGCCAGAUCGGAUAUUCACUGGAUUGUCCCGUGCAUCGCCGGUGUGCCGUUUGGCGCCGGAUUGGUCCUUGUCUUCCUCUCGGCCGUGAUGUACAUCCUAGAAGUGUACACGCCGCUCGUCGCCGCGUCGGCCAUCGCCGCGCUCGGGCUGCUGCGCUACGUACUGGCCAUGGCAUUCCCGCUGUUCACAGUCGACAUGUUCGAAAACCUCGGCAUCGCCUGGGCAACCAGCCUGUUCGGCUUCAUCGCGCUGACGAUGAUGCCGAUUCCGUGGGUGUUUAAGCGCUGGGGGCCGGAGAUUAGGAGGAUGUCCAAGUUUGAUGCGUUGACGGAUUGAGCUGUGUUUGUACGAGGCGGUGAUAAUGGAGGCGGGUGUUUGGUACGUGUACAUAAUUAUGGGUUUUCUUUUUUCGGAUUUGGUAAGGGUUUUAUGUUGUGCUGUUAUGUUUGGUAUGU